AUGGCUCAAGAUCAGGAGGGCGUUUAUAAAGAUGGAAGUUUUUUUUCAUUCAAUGAUUACAGGUUGUUGGCCAGUGGUUCAGAUGAUUUACACGUCAAAAUUUGGGACCUUUGUGGAAAAGAGGUACAUAGCUUUAAUUCAGGACAUGUGAACAACAUAUUCUCUGUUCAAUUCCUCCCUAGUGGUCAGGGAAAGGUUAUUUUAAGCGCAGCAGGCGAUCGUAGCGUUCGCAUGCAUUCCUAUACCUACUCGGAGACGUCGCAUGUUUGGUAUUCUGAUGGGCGUGUUAAGCGAUUGGCUGUGACUGCUGCUGAUCCACACUUGUUUUGGUCUGCAUCAGAAGAUGGCAUUAUAAGAGAAUACGACACUCGUACUUGUGCUUCUACAGAGCUGUUAACUUUCGAAAAUAAAGAGUGCAAAUCGUUAGCUUUGAAUGAAAACAGACCAGAAAUGCUUGCUGUUGCCCUUAACGAAGCUGGAGUACCGUUGUAUGAUCGCAGAAAUGUAUCGAGACCUUUAUUAACUCUUAUCCCUGCUCAUAUACCCUUAACAGACCCGAUGCGAUCUUUUAAAUCACUUUCGGUUACUCAUGUGGGGUUCAACAAUGUCGGAAACGAGUUAAUUGUUAAUAUCGGAGGCGAACAGAUAUACAUCUUCAACGUUUUUGACAAAGUGGAGGAACCAGACGCUCUUCAAUCUUUGAAGGACAUACUCACGAAAAGCGUCCCUUCUGGGAAAAACGGGUGCUUGUGUCGAAAACCAACUGCCCGGUUUAAAAAACUCCGAGAACGAGCGAAAAUCCAUUUUGGCAACCAGGAUUACGCAGAUGCCAUUGAUGCUUACAGUACCGCAAUAGCAGAAUGCGACCGUUUAUGGAGUAAAGGUCGCGAUUCGCAGGAAAGUUGUGCCGGUGAUUUAUGUCUUUUGCUGUCAAACCGUGGUGCAAGUUAUCUUCGACGAGGAUGGGAGGGUGAUAUUUAUGCUUGCCUUUUGGACACUAUACGAGCCCUAAAAUUGGACCCUGACAAUAUCAAGGCUCAUUAUCGGAUAGUGAAGUCGUUGUAUGAACUAAAACAAUAUGAGAUGGCAGGAGAAAUGUUGCAGCUUUUCAAGGAUCGCUUUCCAAAUGAUACUUCUUGUGGUAGUUUGGAGAAGCUGUUGAACGAGAAGCGUGAGAAUUCUAUUAAAUGGGUUUCGAAUGGUACUGCAGACUAUGUGCAGCGGCUCUGUGGACACUGCAAUACUAAUACGGAUAUUAAAGAAGCGGUUUGGUUCGGAGGACGAGACGAGUAUAUCGCAGCCGGUAGUGAUUGUGGCUCGUUGUUGGUUUGGGAGAGGAAAUCUGGUGUUCUUGUAAAAGCAUACGAAGCCGAUAAAAAUAUACUAAAUUGCGUUCAACCGCAUCCUUCGUCGUGCUUGCUAGCAACUUCUGGUCUUGAGCAUGUUAUCCGUUUUUGGGACGUCUUACCUGAGGUUGGUCUUCAUAUUUUUUAUAAAAUUCACUUUACUUUUUUGAAGUUUUGCUGGGUCAAGCUACGUUAG
Enterobius vermicularis (human pinworm) is the source of this 1542-nucleotide messenger RNA. NCBI's taxonomy places the organism in Eukaryota, Metazoa, Nematoda, Chromadorea, Rhabditida, Oxyuridae. The record is from the annotation of a GenBank genome assembly.